AUGGUGGAGUUAUUGAUGGAAGCACUAAGACAACAAUCGAGACAACCCUUUGCACCACCUCCUCCGCCACCAGUUCUAAUGGAGCCACUCAACAACGGUGACAUUAUUACCCUGAUACAAAAGUUUAAUAAGUUGAAGCCGCCUACCUUUCCGGGGGGCCUUGAAUCGCUCAAAGUUGAAGCUUGGAUUCUAGAGAUUGAAAAGUUAUUCGAAGUGUUUCCGUGUACUGAAGAACAGAAGGUUCUGUUAGCAACUUUUACCUUGCAAGAAGAAUGUGUGAGAGACCACAAAGUGACAGAAUUUGAGCACUUAAAGCAGGGUACCAUGACAGUAGUGGAGUAUGAAGCUAAAUUUACAGAGCUUGCACGCUACGAGCCACACAUGUAUGUUGAUGUUCUGGAUAGAUCCAUUAAAGCUGAGGUGAAUGUUGCCGCACUAAGACAAGCGAAAGCACCGGUGAUUGAACGGAAGGGUAAAAGGCCGGGAUCUAAUUUCAAGAAGGGUCGGAAUAACUUCAACACUCCACCGAACAAAAGACAGAAUACAGGAUCAUCUACUAGUUCAAGCCAAGGGACUGAUACAUCCAUUUGCCUAGAAUGUGGAAAGAGACAUAAGGAAGAUUGUCGCAGAAUUUCUGGUGCAUGCUUUCAUUGUGGAAAAAUAGGCCAUAUGAUUAAGGAUUGUCUUUUAGUGUCUCAAAGCACAAGCCAGUCUAGAGUUAACUCAACUAUAUUAGUGUCAGCACUGAGGGUAAAUUCGAAAGCAGCUACGGAGAAAGAAACUCUAAAGCAAGGACAGGUUUUUGCAUUGGUAUUGGGUGAUGUGCAGACUACAGAGACGGUUGUGUCAGACAUUGCAUAUUUUGAUGUUAUUUUGGGAAUGGAUUGGCUAGCAAAAUAUUAUGCUACAAUUGAUUGCUCAACCAAACAAGUUGUGUUUCAUUUAUCUGGAGGGCCUGAAUUUAUAUUUAACGGGAAUAGUGUUAUAUCUCCCCCAUAUUUGAUUUCCUCUAUGAAAGCGAAUAAAUUGAUUAAUAAGGGGUGUAAGGGAUUUCUAUGCUUGGUACUAAUAGUGCCAACUACUACUAAACCAGAUGUAAGUAGUAUGCUUGUGGUGAAAGAAUUUCCAGAUGUGUUUCCAGAUGAUCUGCCCGGGAACUUGAUUGAUAGAGAAAUUGAGUUCACUAUUGAGAUAGUGCCAAGUACCCAACCGCUUUCUAAGACCCCAUACCGGAUGUCAACUACCGAGUUAAAAGAGUUGAAGACUUAG
Camellia sinensis is the source of this 1269-nucleotide messenger RNA. The record is from RefSeq and is a predicted model, not a curated record. NCBI's taxonomy places the organism in Eukaryota, Viridiplantae, Streptophyta, Magnoliopsida, Ericales, Theaceae.